Messenger RNA from Diachasmimorpha longicaudata, 5609 nucleotides. It is a transcript of the gene CtBP, whose product is annotated as C-terminal-binding protein. Gene Ontology annotation, biological process: regulation of transcription by RNA polymerase II. Lineage: Eukaryota; Metazoa; Arthropoda; Insecta; Hymenoptera; Braconidae. Bases 1080 to 2534 code for a protein of 484 amino acids. Gene Ontology annotation, molecular function: transcription corepressor activity; oxidoreductase activity, acting on the CH-OH group of donors, NAD or NADP as acceptor; NAD binding. Gene Ontology annotation, cellular component: nucleus. The record is from RefSeq and is a predicted model, not a curated record. The transcript has 6 exons.
CCCCCGUGCAAAGUCGGUGGCGCGCGCGAGUCACUCGGGGCGUCCGGGGGCCGCCAUUUUCCUCCAGUGAGGUAGUGAGCAUCGCGAAGCAUCAGUUAACACAACAAUCCCGGAACAUUAAAAAAUCAAAACCGUGUAAAACUCACCGCCACAAUCGCCCCGAUUUCCCCAACAAUUAUCAAAAUCCAGUUGAUAAUCAGCACGUCCUCGGGAUCCCGUAGAUCGUGCAUUAAACCGAGAAGACCCCAGGGCCCACCGAUUGUUUCCCCCAAACACCUGAACCAGCGACUCAAAACGACAAAAAAAAACUUGUUGAUAAUUGAUAAUAACAAAUAAAGAAAAGUUCAUCAUUCCUCGUCGUCCCCAGGAGCCUCUGGCGUUUGUCAAUCGCCUCUCCACUCGGUGAAACAGUUAAUUGUGACGAUAAAUACCCCAGUGCAACGUGUAAAAAAAAAAACACCCAUUGGAUCUACCGGUGGUGGGGUAACAACACAAGUUUAACAAUUAGUGCAGGCAUUACAAGUGAUUUAAUAAAUAAUAUCGUGGGGAAAGUGCUGGAUGAAGGAUUGAAGUUCGACGAAAGAGCAAUUACAAUCGGUAAAAAUAAACCCGCCAAUUGAUAAGACGUCAGCGGUGGAUUAAUCGACGAUUUGCUGUGGUUCUCCGACAGGACUGUCGGUAAACAACGACUCCGUGAUGUUUUGGAGAUUCGACGAUUCACCCACGAAUACGUAUGAAACAACUGUAGUGAAGAAACAAUCAGUGUGACGAAGCAUUAAAAAAAAAGUGUGCGAUACGUUAAUUCAAGGAAUUUUGACAAUACACUGAGUUUUAAGACAGACAAUUAUAUAUAUUGGUGGUAAUUUUUUUUUAUUUUCUUUUGGUUUUUGUGGACAGUUUCAAUCCAACUAACCAGAGGAACAGCUGUAUUUGAUAUUAUUAUUUUUUUAUCACACGGUGUUUUAUUGGAUUGGAUUUUUCUUUUGAGUCUGGAUUUUUUAGUGCACAUUCAGGGGUGUUUGGUUUAGUUAUUAAAUCAGGUGUGAGAAUAGUUACAAAAUAGGGGGGCUGUCUGACCGAUGGACAAACGUAAGAUGCUGACGAAACGCCCGCGAAUGGAUACCAUGAGGGGCCCGAUUGCCAAUGGGCCCAUCCAAACCCGACCGCUUGUUGCAUUGCUUGAUGGACGUGAUUGUUCCAUUGAGAUGCCUAUUCUUAAGGACGUUGCGACAGUUGCGUUUUGUGACGCCCAAUCCACAUCUGAAAUACAUGAAAAGGUACUAAAUGAGGCAGUUGGAGCACUGAUGUGGCACACUAUUAUUCUAACUAAGGAGGACCUUGAAAAGUUCAAAACAUUAAGAAUUAUCGUAAGAAUUGGCUCGGGAGUUGACAACAUUGAUGUUAAGGCUGCUGGUGAGCUUGGUAUUGCUGUAUGCAAUGUACCUGGUUAUGGUGUUGAAGAAGUAGCCGAUACAACUCUGUGUCUCAUUCUCAAUCUCUAUCGUCGUACGUAUUGGCUUGCCAACAUGGUACGAGAGGGUAAAAAAUUCACUGGCCCUGAACAAGUAAGAGAGGCUGCCCAGGGUUGCGCCAGGAUACGAGGUGAUACACUUGGAAUCGUAGGACUAGGGAGAAUUGGUUCGGCAGUUGCACUGCGUGCUAAGGCAUUUGGAUUUAUCGUCAUGUUCUACGAUCCAUAUCUACCCGAUGGCAUUGAAAAAUCACUGGGUCUGACGAGAGUCUACACGCUACAGGAUUUGCUCUAUCAGUCUGAUUGUGUGUCACUUCAUUGUACCCUCAAUGAGCAUAAUCAUCACUUAAUUAAUGAAUUCACCAUCAAACAGAUGAGACCUGGCGCAUUUUUAGUAAACACAGCACGAGGGGGCCUCGUGGAUGACGAUGCGCUGGCAGCUGCACUGAAACAAGGAAGAAUUCGUGCAGCAGCCCUCGAUGUCCAUGAGAACGAGCCAUACAAUGUCUUUCAGGGUCAGUCAAAUGCCCAAUGUCCACUUAAGGAUGCACCAAAUCUACUGUGUACACCUCAUGCAGCGUUCUACAGUGAUGCCAGUUGCUCGGAAUUGCGUGAAAUGGCUGCGACUGAGAUACGACGAGCCAUUGUUGGUCGUAUUCCUGAUUGUUUGAGAAACUGCGUGAAUAAGGAAUAUUUCCAUUCCUCCACUGGGAAAUAUUUGAACAGCAACUACUCAGAGGCAAUAAAUGGUGGAUACUACGCGGGAGCUCUGCCAAUGCAACAGGCGCACUCAACGACACCCCAUGAUUCAGCUCCACCACCACCCGGUGGACAUUCAGUUGUUGGUGCUGGUGGAGGUGGUAGUGCUAGUGGUCCAAACUCAUCAGCUGGCGGUGGUAGCACUGGUGGCCCAACAGUGGGUGGUGGUGGACCAACAGUUGGUGGUGGUGGUAGUGGUGGACCAGCAAGUGCACCACCAAGCGCUGGUUUACCUGGAUUACCACACAGCAUAGUUACUGAUCCUGAUCCACGACCAAGUCCACCCGCUCCGAGUCCACGUUGACCAUGAGAAUAAUUUUUCAUUUUCCAUAUUUUUCUUUUCCAACAUCCACAAAGAGAUAAUGAAAAAGCAAAAGGGGAAUAAUUAAUACAUUUCAAGCACUAUUCUGGGAUCUUUGAGAGACAACAUAAGGAAAAUUUAAUAGGCAAAUCUCCUCCCUUUUAACAAUUUCAAAAAUACAAUGAAAAAAAAUGUCCACCAUUUGCACGAGAUCAUUAGCAUUCGUCUGGAAGGAAGAUUGAACAAAACAAAUACUGAACCGAAAUUGUACGUCGUCUGGGCAACAGGAAGUGACAAAAUUACUAUUAUUUUCUCAUUUUCUGUUUUUAUAUUGUCACCUUUUGUUAUUUUUCAACGAGAGGGAAGAAAAAAAUCACUGGAAUCAUCGAUUUACGAUUAUUUACGUGCAUGACUCCUGCACAACUGAUAUUCCAAAAUCUGUCCGCUGCUUCCGAGAACAAAAAGGAAAGAAACAAUUACCUAAUGAUAGAAGAAGAAGAAAAAAUAAAUAGUAAGAGUGAAAGAGUUGAUAGAAUGCCUGUGUAAUGAUGAAAUAAAAGUUAUUUUGUGCGUCGAGGGGGGGAGGAAAGCGAGACGAAUAAAAGAAAAGAAUUAUAAGUGAGUGGAUGAAUGUGAGAGUGAGUUCAAUAAGUUUUCAAUCCUUUUUUUUUCGUUUUUUUUUUGCGAAGCUUUUCUGAUAUGUCGAUUAUAAUUGUGGAUGUUUAUGGCGAGAUUCAUGGAAUAGUCGAUGCGGGGGGGAGGGGGGGGGGGGAAUAGCGAUUGCUGUAGAUAACAAGAGGAUCCAGACAAGAUGCUUCUUUAGAGUACUUUUUUAGAUUUACAAGAAGAUAAACAUUAUUUUUUCUCUCUUUUUAUUCUAAUGUAAUACACGUCUCUUUUUAUUUAGACUCUUACUCUCGUAUCAGUUAUUCCCUGUGACCGUCUCUCCUGACAAUCUGCAGCAUCGCAUUUUUUGGCAUUUUCUGAAGAUUUUUGAUUAAACGAAAGAAACAUUUGAAAACAAAAAAUCAUUCAUAAUUUUUCUUCUUUUUAAUUGUCACUGUUUUCAUUCAUUUACUCAAGCGCUGAUCAUCUCUCAUUGAUAAUAUUUACAUCUCUAUUUACAUACUGUGUAAUAUGUGAAGUACACCAUUAAACGUGUUUCUCUUAUUACUUGUUUUUUUUUCAUGUAAUUUGGGGUUUAACGAAUCAUUGAAGAACGUUACGACGAUUAAUGAAAUUGUGAGGAGGUCGAUAAUCGAUUUAAUGACAUUGUAAUGGUGGAAAUAUUGAUAACUGGGAGAUAAUUCAAGUGAUUAACGUUAUCUGUGACAUUCGCCGUUAUGGAACUUGAUGAUAUGACAGCAUAUUGACGAAUAAAAUGAAACGUGAAAAACAAAAAUCAUAAAAAUUAAAGACAAAAACAUUAUAUAUAUGUUAAUUAUAUAUAUAAAAUUAUAAAGUAAAUAUAACUAUCACGAGAGACAACUGAAGAACACCCAGAACGAGAUAGACGUGUGAAAAAGAAAAUAAUUGUUUAGUUCUCGCAAAUGUGUUAGUGAUUGGAGUUUUUUUUCCAUAUGUACAGUUUGAAGGGAAUAAUGUCUCGAUAAUUUUCCUUGUCACAUUUGCGAGGAUGAGACAAUAUUUGGUACGUUAGAGCGUGAUGAGAAAAAUGCUUGGAAAAUUAAAAUCCUCUUAUAUUUAUAAAUCAUCCAUCAGCACUAAUUCCUCCCCGCGUUUUAGUCAUAUUUUUUUUUUUGGGUUUUUAUAUUAACGAGGAAACCGCGAUGGUAGACCAUCAAUAAUUUUUUUGUAUGAAAAAUAAACCCAUAAAUUGCAAUUUUUUUUUCUUCAUUGUUUUGUCAUGAAAAUGUGGAGAUACUGAAAAUAACGAGUGAAAGUGCUGGACAGUGAAAGUAUGGAACGAGAGUGAAAACAUCAACGUUUUAUUAAUUAAUUGAUGAUAUGAGUAAUUGUAGAAAUUAAGUCGAGUAUUUUCAUUUGAAUUUUAGGUAAAAUAGUGUUUUUAGGACAUCAGUGGAGCUGUGGUGGAUGAAUGGUACAUUUUUUUUUUUCGAAAUAUGAUGAUGGAAAUCAGUAGAGAAUUUGGUAAUGAUUAAUUGAUAAUAAAAUGAAUUGCAGAAAGAUAUAUUUUAGAGAUACACAUAUCUACUGUGUUUAUUUGGUGACUUUAUUUUCUCUGGUCUCAUUUUUCAUUGGGUUGAUGAGGCAAUGCAACUACCAUCGCGGAUUUUUAGUGAAUUCUGUGUGAAAAAUACUGAGGAAAUAAAAAUUCACUGGAUUCCAACUGACGAAAAUUCGAGAGGUGAAAUAAAAAAAAAAUGAACAUUUUUUCUGGAGCAAGUGAUCCCUGAUGAACUUAUCUUCAAUUUAAAUGAAAGAGAGAAAGCUAAUUAAAUAAAGAGAUACGUGAAAAAAAAAGCAUCACAUACACAAUUCAUGUACACAGAGAAUAAUGACAGACGCGAGGAUAAAAAUAUUUCUAUGUAGAUUACGUACAUAAAAGGAUAAAAAAAGUAAAAAAAAGUAAAAGUAAAAAUUAAACUGCGUACGUUUGCGACUGAUAAAGGACUUCUGAUGAUUAAAAUAAUGAUUAAUGAAAGAAUCAGCGAGUUAGUGAUGUCUGGGAGGUGAGAGAAUUUGAAUUAACACUCGAUCAACUCGUCUUAGCGCAUUCGUACAAAGUAAACAUUACAAGUUAGAUGCAUUAUACAAUUUCUUUUCUUUUUUUUUCUAAGAAAUAUUAAUUACUUAUACAUCAUUAUAUAUAUUAGAGAUCGAGAGUGAAAGACAGAUGAAAGUACGAAUGAUAUGAGAGUGUGUAAAUGACUUGAGACUAAGUGCGUGAAGAAAGGAAUGAAGAUAACAAAAAUGAAACAAAAAAAAUUGUUCUUAUUAUAGUUUUUAAUCUGAGAAAGAGAGGCAAAUCAAUGUGGCGAUGAAAUAAUCGAAGUAAAUGUAACAUUUCCUUCAUGUUUCCAUUGUUAAAUCACUCCCCUCCUAUUUGCAAGAAACAAAUUAUAUAUAUAAAGAUGAAAAAAAAAAUGAAUUGAA